AAGAUUAUAUUUGGAUGUCACUACAGAGAAAUAACCAGAUUUAUUAUUAAAGUCAUGUAAACGUGCUUUACUUGCUUUGUCAGUUUACUGAUUUGCAUGUAAAUAGGCAAAACUGGUUAUUUUAAUCAGCUGAUUUGCAUAUAAACGGGCAAAACUGGUUAUUUUAAUAAGCUGAUAAUUGUGAGCUAUCAGCUGAUUUGCAUGUAAACAGGCAAAACUGGUUAUAUUUCAAUAAGCUGAUAAUUGUGAGUUAUCAGCUUACUGGUGUGCAUGUAAAUGUGCUCAUUAUUGUAUCCUGGUUUCCUUAACAAUCAAGUCACACCAAAGCACACCCUAGCAACUGUUAACGGUAUGGCAAGCCAAACUGACUUUUAAUCAUUCUUAGGAUCUUGAUAUCAACAAUUACAUUUUCACUAGUUAAAAUAAUGAAAUUUUUACUAGUAGCAAUGGUAAUUUCUGAUAUCAGGAAUUUCAUUUCCACUAGUGAAGAUGUGAAUUCUUGAUAUCAAAAACGACAUCACUCACAGAAAUCAAAGUCUUGAUAUGAAAACAUUUUUUCCUUGACCAUUGUUUUGGCAUAUUAAGCCACAUUAAGCAGUUUUAGGUGUUUUAGAAUGUCCCUUCUUGUGUGAUAUGUUUUAAGUCCUCUGAGGCCAUAGCUUUAUGUCAGAUAAAACUGAAAUAUAAUUUGUUAUUAGCUGAAAAUCAUCUUGUCCUCCACUGUAGCUUUUAUAUCACCUUCAUGCUUUAAAUCACGAGCAGUCACAAAACAAACACACUUAAAUUUGGGUCAGUUUGAACUAUACAUGCUUGUGAAGCAGAAGAGAACUAGAGAUAGUGGCUAAAGAUCAAGGCUUGUAAAUGAAAGGCUGCUAAUUCAAGCUCCACAAUGAGUGAGCUAUAAGAUCUCCAAUGUGCCCUUGGGUGUUAAUAAUUUGAAUUAGGAAUAUUACUUAAAGUUCUUUUGCUUUGUGAUUAGUUCUACAAGAUUUGUCAUUGUAAUUAUUUUCCUUUUUAAACAUUAUAGAACUAUUUUAGGAAAGGUCCUAAUUUGUGUGGAAACAACGCAGAAAAUCAGUCAAGGUUUCAUCUGUAACUGAUAUUCAAAUGGAGUAUUAUACCAGCUCAACCAAAUAUGGUGCUCGGAUUGAACUCCAGACUGAAGUAAGGGAUAAACUCUCUAAUCUUGAUGUUGUUUUGGGAAAUAUGUAUGAAGAUGGGGAUAUUGAUCCUCAGCUUGUCUUGGAGAAGGAAGCAGAGUUCUACAAAGGAGCCCCACCACAAUGGCUGAACUUCUACUAUGCUGAGAGAAAUCAUACACCUUUUGUUAAGAGGGAUAUAUACACAAAAAUAACACAACUUAUACAAAAGAAAAGAAAAAUAAACUGUAGCACAUCCAGUAUUAAUCUCUUUCAUCAACCAGGCAGUGGAGGUACUACACUGGCAAUGCAAGUUCUCUGGGACUUGAGGAAAGAGCUCAGAUGUGCACGAGUUAUUGAUUCAGUGUCAGAUUCAAAAGCAAUUGCGCAACAAGUAAUACAUCUGUUUAAUGAGGGUGCUUCACAAAACCAGAACACAGUCCUACUACUUGUGGACAGAGAGACAGACACAAAUGAGGACAUGCAAUUUAUCUCUGACUUGCAAGACAAUCUGACUAAAAAAAUAAAACAGAGCAAUAUCAAUGCAAACAUUCCUGUGGUCAUCAUUUUAAACUGCCUUCGAAAAAAGAACAAAACAGGAAAGGAGAAAUUAAUGUUGUGUACAAGCCUUUCGAAAGAAGAGCAGGACAAUUUUAAUGCCAAACAUACAGAGAUUGCUGAGAGACACGACAGACACAAGGAAUUUCAUGGCUUUAAUAUAAUGCAGAGGAAUUUCAGCCAAACUUACAUUACAGAGGCCUGUGAAUAUCUCAAACCUUUAAAGACAAAAAGGAGACCUCGCAAUGCUCAAAUGCUGUCUUUUUUGGCUUUGAUUAACUCAUAUGUCCCAGGUUCAUAUCUUACUGAGACCUUGUGCCUGGAAUUUGUGGAUAAGAAAAAUCACAUUUCUGGCCGUCCCACUUUGGAAAAACAAAUGGGGGCCUUUGCUGAUCUUCUGGUCAUGUAUUCAACACGUCCUGGAGAGACCAAAUAUAAGGACAGAUGUAUACGAAUGGCACAUCCAAUGAUCGCUGACAAGUGUCUACAGUUACUAACUGAUGCUGGUGUAACCUUGAGAGAUACGACUAUAAAACUCAUCUCACACUUAUGCCCUCAAACAAUCCCACCUUACUUGGUGAAAACAAUCAAACAUCUGCUUACAAAGCGAGAAAAAUAUCUGCCAAACGGUGAGAGAGAAGAAAGACUUCACAAGUUCUCCAAUCUUAUCCAAGAUUUUAAGGAGAAAGAAAAACAAUCAAUGUGUGUGGGAGUGUUCAAACAUGCAGCUAAGAAGUUUCCACAGGAUCCAUUUAUUCCACAAGCUCUUGCACGUUUUUACUACAUUGAGUUAAGUGAUUAUGCAAGAGCUGAAACCUGGGCGAAAAUUGCUAUUAAGAUGGAACCAAAUAAUUCUUUUAUCAGAGACACACUUGGACAAGCCUACAAAAACCAACUGAAGAACCGAAACCUUGAAAAUCUUUCUAGAAAGAUUUUACAGAUUGGACAGAAAGCUUUUAAAGCUUUUGAAGAAGAGGCAGAGAUCGCAGAAAAGGAACUAGAACCAAAGAUCCAAGAGGACGGUGUGACUUUUGUCUCUGCUGUUUUUAAUUACAGAGGGCUUUUUGGCUACAUACAGGUGGCAAACACGAUUUUCUACAAGCUAAAAAACAUUAACCCAGAAUGGUCCAAAGUGCUCAGACAGGAAACACAGUCUCCCAGUUUAAUCUGCUCUGAAAAUUGUAAAAAAUACCAAUCUCUCCUCACAAGCUUAAGGCAAAGAAUUGAAGAGAAAUGCAAUUUUUUUGAGUCCUUUCUAAUAUGCUCAAAGCCAAACAUUGAUAAAAAUGAACCACAGUACAUUUGGACAGACACUGCCAAGUGCUACGAAAAUUAUAUAAAAGAAGAGGAACAAUUCAGCAGGUCUUUUGCAGGUCUGCUUUCCACUUUUAGUCACAUAACAAGUGUUUCUGACUUGGAGCAAAUCACAGAACAAUGGAGAGAGAUUUAUAUGAAUUCGCAGUUUGAUGGUGAUGCUCAAAACUACAUUCUCGCCAACAUCAUGUUGAGUCAGAAGUCUGCAAACUCUGAAAUACUCAGACCAGUGCCAGAGCUCCAGGACAUAUUACAGAAACUUUGGGGGAGACAGAAGAAAAAACAGAAGCCCAGACUUUUACCUCUUAGUCCUUCUGCUGUUUUGGCAUGAUAGUGCAAAGAAAACAGGUAACACUCCAGACCUUGAAGAGUGUGUCCAAUACAUGUGGGAGUCAUAUGAGAGAAACCUAUCAGAAAUACCUUCGCUCUCGCUACCUUGUUCCUCUCUUCUUCCUUGGGAACAGUGGAGGAUUGCAGAGACUUGUUCAUUCCUCUGAACUACAUAGGAGUAACCCUGACCACU
Ctenopharyngodon idella (grass carp) is the source of this 3534-nucleotide messenger RNA. Its product is annotated as sterile alpha motif domain-containing protein 9-like. The coding region runs from base 1108 to 3342 and encodes 744 amino acids. Gene Ontology annotation, molecular function: protein binding. Gene Ontology annotation, cellular component: cytoplasm. The transcript has a single exon. The record is from RefSeq and is a predicted model, not a curated record. Lineage: Eukaryota; Metazoa; Chordata; Actinopteri; Cypriniformes; Xenocyprididae.